Messenger RNA from Beta vulgaris subsp. vulgaris (sugar beet), 1782 nucleotides. RefSeq names its product 4-hydroxy-tetrahydrodipicolinate reductase 2, chloroplastic. Gene Ontology annotation, molecular function: NADPH binding; 4-hydroxy-tetrahydrodipicolinate reductase activity. The coding region runs from base 253 to 1329 and encodes 358 amino acids. Gene Ontology annotation, cellular component: chloroplast stroma. Lineage: Eukaryota; Viridiplantae; Streptophyta; Magnoliopsida; Caryophyllales; Amaranthaceae. The transcript is spliced from 10 exons. The record is from RefSeq and is a predicted model, not a curated record.
AAAAAAAAAAAAAAAAAACACGGAAAAGGAAGUUUGUAACCCUAAGACCCAAGUCCCUAAUCCUCCAAAUUCAAAUUCGUAGAAUUUGCUGCGGUUACAAGGGAAAUCCGAAAUUCCAUAUCCAACAAGAAGUUUUUUUUCUUUCGGUUGUAUCUAAAGUGUAAGCAGCCUAUCUUCCACGGUUCCACAGCUGGCCACGACCAGUCGUCGCCGUUGCUCGCUGGUCCCCGGAGCCAAAGAUAAAUUAGAUAAAUGGCGUCUGUAGUAAAAGUUCCUGUGAGUGUGAGUUUCCCUUCACAAGGGAAAUUUGGAGGAUAUUGUGGGAGUGAAAUUAGAAAAUCUGGGUUUCAGAGUGUGCGUAGGUCAUGGGUGUCAGCAGUAAUGUCAAGCAGCCCUGCCCAGAAUGUGGAAAAUCUUUCUAUCAAGUCUAAAAAUAUUGGAUUGCCUAUUAUGGUCAAUAGUUGCAUGGGCAAAAUGGGAAAGGCUGUUAUUGAAGCAGCUGUUUGUGCAGGCCUUCAUAUUAUUCCUGUAUCAUUUGGUGCUCAGGAGGAGAGUGGACAGUCUGUCGAAGUAGGUGGUAAAGAAAUUCAGGUCCACAGUCCGUCAGAUAGAGAAGAUAUCCUUGCCUCUGUCUAUGAAGAAUAUCCAGAUCUGAUUGUGGUAGACUACACAACGCCGGCUGCAGUGAAUGAUAAUGCAGAGUUGUACUGCAAAAUUGGGGUGCCUUUUGUGAUUGGAACCACGGGUGGAGACAGAGAGAGGCUUCAUAAGACUGUCGAAGACUCGAAAAAUUAUGCUGUUAUAUCACCCCAGAUGGGAAAGCAGGUGGUGGCAUUUCUUGCAGCCAUGGAAAUUAUGGCUGAGCAAUUCCCUGGAGCUUUUUCUGGAUAUUCUCUACAGGUAAUGGAGUCUCAUCAAUCCAACAAGAAGGAUGCAUCUGGGACUGCUAAGGCUGUUAUCUCGUGCUUUCAGAAACUUGGAGUGGACUUUGAUAUGGAUCAGAUACAAUUAAUAAGGGAUCCGCAGCUGCAAGUUGAAAUGGUUGGUGUCCCGAAAGAACACGUGUCUGGUCAUGCAUUCCACAUGUACCACCUAAUGUCACCCGACCAAACUGUUUCAUUUGAGUUUCAGCACAAUGUGUGUGGAAGAUCUAUAUAUGCGGAGGGCACUGUCGAUGCAACGCUUUUCCUUGCAAAGAAGAGGGAAAAUGUGGGUAAAUGUUGGAAAGUGACGAUCAACACCGGAAAAGAAGUUCGAGGUUUCAUUCAGCACGAAAAAUGGAGUUUUAGGUGGUUCAAUCCAAGGCUCCAAAACGGAUCUUCAAUAUGAUUGAUGUCUUGCGUGAAGGCAGCAUGCGAUGAUUUGUCUGGAUGGUUGUGGCACUUGAGGAAAAAUUAAAUUUUGUUCUACUGUCUGACUGACUGACUUCUACAUCACUUUUGUGUACUCUUGGAUCAUUUCAAGAACUAGAUAUCUUUGUUUCACAGUGUAGGAUUAUAGAUCCAAAGAAGCACUUCCUCCGUAACGAAAUAAGUGCAACAAAUGUCCUUGGCACGAACUCCUAGAGAGAAAAUGGCAAUUAUAGAUUAAGAGGUGUAUUAGGGAAAAAAGAGGAGAGAAGAUUACAUAAUCAAAUUCCACCUUCAUCAAUAACCACCAUGCCAACCACACUUUCACCACUGACCACCACAACAAUCGCUGCCUUCACCAUUGCCCUUUCAUCGAAACAACCACCACAUUUAUUGACCACCACCAACUAAACAAAAAAAAAAACCCACAAAA